AGUCGUAUAGCAUACGCAUCAUUUCUAUAAAUUAUCAUGCAAUCCAUUUAAUCUUUACGAACAAAGGUCCGAAUUUACAUAUGGAUUUGGCACUCUCAAAUAUCCGUAAAUAUUAUUCUUUUGUUCCAGUAAAUAUCAUAAAAAGAAUUUAUCGGUCCCGAAUAGAAAGAUUGAGGGUGCUGAUGAUUAAUGAUAUUCCAGGUGAUAUUCGAUGGUUGAUUGAAGCAAAAGUUCGAUUGUCGGGAGAGUUUCCAAAUUCAUACAAAUAUAUGCCAGGUAUGGGUAAGAGUACUUUUGCAAAGAAACGAAGAGCUAAACGAUUAGGUGGAUGCUACAAAUGUGCUCGAUGGACUUGUGACACACGAUGUAAAUCUGUGGGGUUCGUGUCCAAAAAUCGAGAAGAUAAAAUAGCAUUUAUAAAGGAUGGAUUGAGUAAGGA
Striga hermonthica is the source of this 439-nucleotide messenger RNA. NCBI's taxonomy places the organism in Eukaryota, Viridiplantae, Streptophyta, Magnoliopsida, Lamiales, Orobanchaceae. The record is from the annotation of a GenBank genome assembly.